Cuculus canorus (common cuckoo) is the source of this 5368-nucleotide messenger RNA. RefSeq names its product C1q and TNF related 12 (gene C1QTNF12). Gene Ontology annotation, biological process: positive regulation of D-glucose import across plasma membrane; positive regulation of insulin receptor signaling pathway; negative regulation of gluconeogenesis. The coding region runs from base 1220 to 2182 and encodes 320 amino acids. The transcript is spliced from 8 exons. Gene Ontology annotation, molecular function: hormone activity. The record is from RefSeq and is a predicted model, not a curated record. Lineage: Eukaryota; Metazoa; Chordata; Aves; Cuculiformes; Cuculidae.
UGAAGAGAAUAGGCUUGACAGCUCAUUAGAAUGUGAUCCCUCCUCCUUUCUUUCUUUCUUUUUUUUUUUUCUUUUUUUUUUUUUUUCCCCUUUUCUUGAAGUUGAUGGAAACUCAUUCAGGAAAGAAGUACUUAUUUGCUGAGGUAAAGCAAAAGCUGAGGAGGGUUUUGCCAGUGUGCAGCUGAGGAGAAGGAGCAGCAAGAGAAGUCAGAUGUGACCUGCACUCAGAGGCACCUGAACUCUUGCCUAGCGCGGGGAGAGAUGAGGAUGGGAGAGAGGUGAGAUUCUGCAUCCUGACAGCUGCUUGCGGCAUCGGGACUUGCUGCUCAUUGCUUCGUUAAAGAAAAGUGAAGAUAAACACAACUAAAGAGGAAGAGAAGCUAGACUUGGGAAAAUUUCAUCUGCUCCGAAUGGACCUAGGUGCAUCCUCAGGUUCUUUGCUUCUCCCUGUUUCCACUUUUAUGAUAUGAGAAUUUUUUCCUUCGAAGGCUGAGCGCUUGGCUGAGCUGUGAUGCUUUCAGCCUCUUUGCAAGAGCAGUGGCUGUAGGAACCCUGGGUUACGUUUCCGCAGCAUCUCGAGAGGAAAGGAUGAGGACUUACCACUGAGGAAAGGGAAGCAUCAUCCAAGAGAGAACGGAUGGAAUGCAUUCAAGACGCCUUUGAACUGAGCACGGUGCUUCACACAACAGAAAGUGAAAUCUCCUGUUGAAGAGGAACAACCGAACCACCCCCCUAAUGAGUUUGUGUUGUCAGCUCUGGCCUGAGCAACUGUUGCCCUGAGCAAUUUGACUUCUUUAGGUUUCAUAGUUGAGUGCAUUUUAAACGAGUCUGAAGAUUAUUGGGGGGGUGGAGGGAAGUGACACUUCAAGGUGGGUGGCAGGGCUUUCCAGAGCCUCCUGUAUUUAUGUAACUUCCAGAGGCUGAAUGGACUUACCUAUUUCUUCAAGUGAAUCCAGAUUUUCAAACAAGUUUAUCUCUACCAUUUCCAUGUGUCCUGCUUGAACAGACAUCUCUCCAGCCACCAGCGCAUCCCUGGACGCUGCUCGUUUGACGUUGCGUAGCCCAGAGGAUCAACUUUAAUUGUUCUAACCGGUUUAUUUUUCCUUUUUUUUUUUCUUUUUUUAGAGCAAAGUCUGUGUCUGUUCCUAUUAUUGGUGGUGAAGGUUUUUGUGCUUGGAGAGUGCCCUUCCCGGCUUGGCCCCUCCCCUCCCUUUCCAAAAUGAAGGGGUGCACCUGGGUAUUUGUGGCAACUUUACUUUGUCAGCAGUUUUGUCUCUUCAUAGUUAUAGCAGCGAAGAGAGAGAGAAAGAUGAAGAAAGAACCUAAUCAGUAUACAGACCCUUUCAAUGCUACCCUCUCGAACAGCGAAGAGCUGCACGGGCAUCCCAAGAUCCUCGAAUCUCCAGAUCCUCGAAUCACAGAUCCACGACGGACCUGGAUCUCCUUUGUUCACCGCCCGGACGAUGGCAAUACCUCUAAAAGGAGAUGCAAAGGGAAAGACAAGAAAUUACGUGGGCUUGUUGGGCCCCCAGGACCUCCUGGCCCCCAGGGACCUCCAGGAGCACCUGGUGCUGAAGUCACCCGAGAAGUCCUUCUGCAGGAGUUUAAGGAGAUAUUAAAAGAAGCCAUUGAGCGUCGAGCAUCCAUGGCUAUUCCAGCCCAUCCUAGCCAGCUGCCCCCACUGCUGCUCUCCUUGGAGGAAGUCUCACCCCACAGGCGUGUAGAAGAGGCGUUCCAUUGCAAGCUAAAAGGACAAGUCACCGUAGACAAGAAGACUCUGGUAGAACUUCAGAACUUCCAGUCGCCUCUGGCCAAAGGAGCCUUUCUGCGGGGGACAGGAUUAAACCUGGCCACAGGCCGUUUCACAGCACCUGUGUCUGGCAUCUACCAGUUUUCAGCCAAUGUCCACAUUGACCACAGUGAGUUGAAGAGUAAAGUCCAGCUCCGAGCCAGAGAUAACGUCCGAGUGCUGAUCUGCAUCGAAUCUCUGUGCCACCGAUACACGUCUUUGGAAGUUAUCGCUGGUCUGGAAAGUAACAGCAAAAUCUUCACCGUCUACGUACACGGCUUGCUGCAGCUGCAGGCUGGCCAGUACACCUCCAUAUUUGUGGACAACAGUGCCGGAGCUCCCAUCACCAUUCAGAAUGGAUCAGAUUUCAUGGGGAUGUUAAUGGGCGCAUAACAUCACCUGCAGCGGCGUAGCAGCGAAGGACACGGAUUAGAGCCUUGCAGUGUAUAUUUGCCUGAAGAAACCUUUACUCUGACUCUGGAAGAACCGCUUCCUGCAACUGUUGGUGUCUUUUUAAGCAAGCAAAGAGCCUUUCCUUCCACAGCUACUUCAGCUUGCUUUCGGAGGCUGCUGCUUUUCAAGGUCCACAACAGUUCAUUUGUCAUAAAAAAAAAAAAUGCUUUUACAAUCCAGAAACAAACUCUGCAAUAUUUAAUUUGUGCUUUACCAGAUGCUCACUGAAAAUACACUGAGACUUGGAAUUUAUGUUAUAACUUUAUUUCACAAUAGCACUUGUAAUCAGCAUGUCUUUUGGGAUUAAUUGCGGGGUGUUUGUAAAUGAAGGAUUGAGAGGGGAAGUAAAAUAGUGACUAUAUUCUAUGUGUUGUGGAUUUGCCACCAGAUUUGCCAGCAAAACUGCUUUUUUUUCCCAUGCAAUUUUCAAUGGUAUAGUCUCUCUCUCAUUCAGAACUGGAUAUAUUUGACAAGAAGCACAUUGAAUUCUCAGAUGUCUGCUUCACAGAUUCGACUCCAAGGUCUGAACACUCUGAUCGUGAUUCUUUAUACCUAAGUACUUCCUUGAUCUCAUUGAUGAAGCCGAAUACCUCACUGCCCGUGCAGUUCUGUGUUUAUGAAAGGGUAAGGCCAACGGCACCGGUUCUUGCGUGAACUCCUUUAGUUAUGUUCUUAUGUUUUAGUAAGAUGUACAAGUGGGUUUGGGUUGCGUAGCGUGGACAGCAUCCUCUCAGGUGCCGUAUCGUCGUUUGUAAGUGUGUCAAAUGCAUUACACCGGCUGUCAAAAGCCUGGCAAAGGCAGUGAGAAUAACGGGCUCGGAUCAGACAGGCGUCACCUCUUUGGUGCUUGUUGGACUGCAGUUAAAUAAUGAAAGAAAACACAGGGCAAGGCUUGCUUCCAUCAGGUGGUCAGGGUCAUAGGGAGGCUAUCUAAGCUCUACUUGGAACUUGAAAGCGCUGUCAAAAAUCAUUCGAAAGACCAUCCAGUGAACGUUUUCUGGAUUUCUACAAAUCUCUUUGCUAAUAUAAGCAUGUGACAUCGAGCCCUCCAAGCAGCUCUGCGUGUAGCUCCAGGCUAUGAACUCAUUUUAACAAGGUAAAAGGGUGAUGAUAUUUCAUGGGGUUAAGAUGUAAUGUGGUAACAUCCUCGUAAUUAAAAAAAACCCCCAUGCAUAUUUAAUGUACCUCUGUACAUUUCAACAGACACACAGCCUUCCUAUUGAUUCAAUUUGCUAAGGAAAUGGCUGUAUAACAGUGUCAUAAAUAGGUGGUAGCAAUGCCCCAGAUGGAGUUCAGAUGCUUCUUCUUGAAGGUUUGCAGCGAAUAGGAGAUUUCCCUUGUGUAGUGAUGAAAUUUUUGAUAACUAAGAUAUCUUCGUGCAAUGAGAAUGACUGAAGGCGUGAAAAAAAGUCAUCCGUUGCUGGGUCUGUUGUUCAGGUUGGUCAAUAGGUGAUGCUUCUACAAGCUCCAGUAGCACUGUUGAGGUUUGUGGUAUGCAACGAUGUCUUCUUUCAAGAGCUGUGGAAAGCCCUGCUAUAAACCAGGCAUGGCUGAAGCUGUUUUGAUCAUCUCCAUUAUAAAUACCUGGAGACAGAUCUGUAAGGGAGGACUAAAUGGUACUUUUUUCCCUCGUGAAGAACAUAUGAAAGUUAUACCUAUUGGAGGAAGAAGCAGAGGGUACAGGGAAUAAUCAGGUAGUGUUACACAAGCAAACACGGAUAAAUUCCUCUUUCUAGUCACUGGAAUGCAGUUGUUCCUACUGGACCUCCGUAACUGUCUAAAAUAUAUCUGCUCUCAAUGUUUCUCUAUUAAUUCUUGCUCCACAAUAUGUGCCAGAAUCCCUAUGGAUCUUUUUGUAGGACACUUUGGGGAGAAUGUACCUUUAAGCAUAACCCGGGUGUUCUGCUGGCGGAGGGGAGCUCACCGCUAUUGGAAGGCGUGGCAAGUAGCACCGGGAGUCAUUUUUGGAGCUUCAGAGAGUGUAUAAACCACACAAAUAUCACUAAACCCUAUCAAUAAAGACUGUUUACACUGGGGUUUGAUGGAGUAAGUGUAGUCAGAACAAGUGGCCUACAUCCCAGUGUAUAUUACUGGACUGUACUUUGUACUGUGUGAAUAUUUGUAAUAAAUCGGGCUGUUUCGUGCAUGACUUACAGUAACAUAAUCAAAGCGUUGUGGCACUCGGCAUACGUUGUUAUAUCUGUAGGUGAUUUUAAACCAAGUCUCUCUGUUCUUGGCAAAUUGGAGUUAAAAUAUUUAUUUUGUUGUAGAACUAAAAAUGUUUGUCAGACUUUGUUGUGGGAGAUGUGACUUUUUUUCCCCCCCUUCUCUGCUAUAUUUUACUCUCACGAUCUUCUAAGUAGGAGGUGGAUUGGGCUGCCUUUAUACCUGUUCUCCCUGAUUUAUAUGGGCAGGAGUCAGACAGUCCUUAGGAACACAGCCUGAAUAGUGCGGGCUGAAAUCUCCCUUGUCAGAAGGAACGAUUCGCCUGGGGAUGCUGUCGGAGAGAGAAGCAAACCUCCGACUCUCAUGUCUUUUAGCCAUGUUGCCUUUCUGCUGCAGCCAUCAGGGAAAACUUUGCCUUGGAACGCGCUGGGGAAAGAAGGCACAUGAGCAGAGGAAAUGGACAUCGUCCCUCUGGCUUUGUCCUGAGUUCACUGUCACCACUGGAAAACUCAUUUUGGAUUUGAUCAGCUCAGGAUAGAAGGUUGUCCCUUAAGGAGCUUUCCUAUGCAUCACCAAAGGCUUUUAACCAAAAGACACGUUUAUUUUUAAGAGUCUUUUAGCUGUGGGUGCUGCCAGGCUGCAGUUUUUGCCCCGUGUGGCUUCAGCCCGCAGUCAGAGCGAGCACGAGACGGUCUGUCCAGCAGUAAGGUAGGGUAGAACGGGUGGAAACAGCCAAGCAGCAAGCGGCGACUGGGCAGCUGGUGUUGAGGUGCAGGAGUAAAACUCAUGACUAAUAUGGACACAAGCCUCCCGGCUGGGCUGCGGCCGAGACAAAUACUCUGCAAGGCUUCUGCGCUGUUUGGAGACUGAGGAGAUUAAUGGUGUGCAAAACAAAGUUUCAGUGUUGCUCUGUAGCCGUAAAAUUUAUAGCCCAAGAAAAUUUAAGGACUCUGGAGGACU